Molecule: messenger RNA, 846 nt
Organism: Eucalyptus grandis
Lineage: Eukaryota; Viridiplantae; Streptophyta; Magnoliopsida; Myrtales; Myrtaceae
Product: monooxygenase 2-like
Exons: 5
Coding region: 1-846 (281 amino acids)
Source: RefSeq, a predicted model, not a curated record
AUGGAAGCAGUUGAAGACAUAGUGAUUGUUGGUGCCGGCAUUGCAGGCCUCACUACAGCUUUGGGACUUCACAGGCUUGGCCUUAGAAGCUUGGUUGUGGAGGCGUCCGAUGGGUUGAGAACCACAGGGUUCGCCUUUUUGACAUGGACAAAUGCUUGGCGGGCCUUGGAUGCGGUUGGCAUCGGCGAACCUCUCCGCCAACAGCACAACCAACUUUCUAGACGGGGCCAUGAAUUUCGUUGUGUGCAGAGGAGAACCCUGUUGGAAACUCUUGUGAAUGAACUUCCUAGCGGCACCGUAAGGUAUUCAUCCAAGGUCGUGUCAAUAGAGGAAUCGGGCUACUCUAAGUUGGUCCAUCUUUCUGAUGGGUCAAGUCUCAAGGCGAAGGUGUUAAUUGGGUGCGAUGGAGUGAACUCAGCAGUGACAAAAUGGCUAGGCUUCAAGAAGCCUGCUUUUGUUGGCCGAUUUUCCAUCAGGGGCUCUGCGUAUUAUGAGCAUGGUCAUGGUUUCGAGCCUGAAUACUUCCGGUACAAUGCUGAAGGCGUUAGACUUGGUGCCAUUGCUUGCGAUGAGAAGUCUAUAUAUUGGUUCUUCACUUUUUCUUCUUCCAGCAAGAAUGAAGAGAUGGAAGAGAGUCCGGCCAAGACGAAGCAAUUCAUGCUGAGCAAGCUGGGAAAUAUACCAGACAAUGUGAGAGCUAUUAUUGAGAAAACAGAACCGGCUAACAUUAUACUGUCACCGCUGAGAUUUCGACAUCCGUGGGAGAUUCUGCUGGGGAACAUAAGCAAAACUAAUGUCUGCAUAGCCGGAGAUGCAUUCCACCCCGUGACGCCAGACAUCGGCUAG